AUGGACUUGGCGGGCCUGCAGGAGGAGCACCGCCGGGCGGUCCAUCGGUACCGGGAGCUGCUGGAGGGCAUCGACGCCGAGGUCAAGCUACAGCACCACCUGCGGCUCGAGGCCGAGCUCUUCGGGCGCGAGCGCGAGUCCCUCCUGGCCCAGCAGGCCGACCAGGACCGCAGCCUGGCCUCGCUCCGGGAGGUGCUGGCCCACUGGACCCGGCAGAAGGCCGAGGCCCAGGUCCAGGUCGAGCAGCUCUGCAGCAGGGAGAACAGGAAGCGGGAGCGGCUCGAGGCGCGGGCCAAGGCGCUCGCUGAGUGCAUCGAGGCCGAGCGCCGGCAGGCGACGGAGGUGGAGGAGGCCCACGACAGGCUGGUGGGCGCGGAGCUGGCGGGCCACCUGGACGCAGUGCUGCGGCGCGAGGUGCAGGUGCGGGCCAAGUUCGAAGCCAAGCUGGGCCACUCGAUCGAGCUCCUUAAGAAGAACGCCGCGCGCGCCUCAGCGCCCUCCCCGCGCCCCAGCCCGCAGCGGCCCAGACGAGCGGCCGCCCCGGCCACCACCACCGCCACCACCAGUACCAGUACUGACGGCGGAGCCGAGGGUGCCGACGAGACGACCAAGAAGAGCCACGAGAUGGACCAGAACGUGUAG
Acanthamoeba castellanii str. Neff is the source of this 642-nucleotide messenger RNA. RefSeq lists its product as uncharacterized. NCBI's taxonomy places the organism in Eukaryota, Discosea, Longamoebia, Acanthamoebidae. The record is from RefSeq and is a predicted model, not a curated record. The coding region runs from base 1 to 642 and encodes 213 amino acids. The transcript has a single exon.